Capsella rubella is the source of this 2376-nucleotide messenger RNA. Its product is annotated as low-temperature-induced 78 kDa protein. The transcript has 5 exons. The record is from RefSeq and is a predicted model, not a curated record. Gene Ontology annotation, biological process: response to abscisic acid; response to stress. Bases 83 to 2221 code for a protein of 712 amino acids. Lineage: Eukaryota; Viridiplantae; Streptophyta; Magnoliopsida; Brassicales; Brassicaceae.
AUAUGCAAACUAGAAGACAAUCUACAGGAGGAGGAAUAAAGAGUUUGAUUACUUCACUUGGAAAGAAAAAAAUCUUUGGAAAAUGGAUCAAACAGAGGAACCACUCAAAACACAACAGCAGCACCCAGAAGAAGUUGAACAUCAUGAGAAUGGUGCGUCUAAGAUGUUUAGGAAAGUGAAGGCAAAAGCUAAGAAGUUCAAGAACAGUCUUACUAAUCAUGGAAGCCAUGAGCAUGAUCAAGAUGUGGUUGAAGAAGACGAUGAUGAUGAUGAGCUUGAAACAGGAGUGAACAGUUCAACAGCUGUAACAGGUAAACCUGAGACUCUGAAUCAUUAUCCUAGAGAAACUAAUGUUCCGGCACCGGAGGAGAUUGUUCCACCAGGAACAAAAGUUUUCCCAGUCGUGUCUUCUGAUUACUCCAAACCCGUUGAGCCUGUACCAAUACAUGAUUCCUCUUACGGACACGAGGCAUUGUUUCAUCAUCCAAGAACGACGGAUACGUCGGACAAGGAAGAGACCAGAGAUGUACCGACUCGCAAUCCUCUGUCUGAACUAUCUGAUAGAGAUGAGAGCAGAGAGGCUCAUCAUGAGUCAUUGAACACGCCUGUGUCUCUGCUUUCUGAAACAGAGGAUGUUCCGAGGACGUUUGCUCCAACUGGUGAAGAUGAUCAUCUCGAUGGUCAACGGAAAGUCAACUUUGAGACUCCUAUUAAGCUUGAGGAUGAUCCUGCUGUUCCAGUAGGAGGGUCAGAUUAUCUUAGUGGUGUAUCCAACUACCAAUCCAAAGUUACUGAUCCCACCAAAGAAGGAAGUGGAGAAGCUGGAGUACCAGAGAUUGCCGAGUCUCUUGGUCUGAUGAAAGUGACUGAUGAGUCUCUUGACCAGAAACCAGGACAUGGAUUUGAAAGAGACUUGUCGACGAGAAGCAAAGAGUUCAAAGAGUUUGAUCAGGACUUCGACUCUGUUCUCGGUAAGGAUUCGCCAUCGAAAUUCGCAGGUGAAUCAGAAGCUGAGCUUGCAAAAGAUUCCUCGACGAGAAGCCAUGAUUUUGAUAUGAAGACUGAAUCUGGUUUGGACGAGAGUUCUCCGUCAAGAAGCCAUGAAUUUGAUCUCAAGACUGAGUCUGGAGUCAAUAAGACUUCUCUAAUGGGUUUUGGAAGUGGAUCAGGAGCUGAGCUGGGGAGAGAAUUUGAUCAGAAGAUCGAUUCUGGAAGAAACGAGUAUUCUCCGGACUCUGACACCGGAUUAGGAGCUCCGUUGGGUGGAAAUUUUCCGGUGAAAAGCCAUGAAUUAGACGUGAAGGAAGAGUUUGGGACUGACAAGGAUACACCGACGGGAUUUGACGGGGAGCCAGAUUUUCUGGCUCAGGGAAGACCUGGUUACGGGGAGUCAGAAGAGAGAGACUUUCCGGUGAGAAGUGAUGAUGUGAAAGUAGAGACUGAGUUGGGAAGAGACUUGUCGACGGAGACUCAUGAUGGAUUCUCACAGGAACUUUCUCAUCCAAUAGAGAGAGAUGAGUUUGAAGAGUCAAGAUAUGGUUUUGAGGAGACGAGAGAUGAGAAGACAGAGGAGACAAAGCCUAAGACUUACACAGAGCAGUUUGCUUCAAUGCUAGGUUACUCCGGAGGAAGCCCCGUGGGAGAUAAAACUCAAGUGGCGGGAACUGUUGAUGAUGAGAAGUUGACUCAGGUCAACGAGAAGGAUCAAGAAAGAGAGUCUGCCGUGGCGAGUAAGUUACCUCUAUCUGGAGGUGAAAGUGGCGUGGUGGAGACGGAACAAGGAGAAGAGAAAGGUCUUGUGUCCGGUAGGGAUUAUCUCGCGGAGAAACUGACACCUGGAGAAGAAGACAAGGCUUUGUCUGAGGUUAUCGCUGAGAAACUUAAGAUUGAAGGAGGAGGAGAAGAGAAGAAGGAAACUACGACCAAGGAGGUUGACGUGACGGUGGAGAAGAUCCCUACAGAGAAGGUAUCCGAGGAAGGAGAACACGAUGAGGCGGUUGGAGAGGAAGUGAAAGGAGGAGGAAUGGUUGGGAUGAUUAAAGGAUGGUUCGGUGGUGGUGCGACUGAGGAGGUGAAGCCAAAAUCGCCACAUUCCACUGAAGAGUCUCCACAAUCACUUGGCACCACCGUUGGGACUAAGGGAUUUCCAGAUUCCAGUGAAAGUGAACUAGGAGAGACUGGCGUUGGUGGCGGAGUUGUGCCGGUGCAGAAGGGACUUUAAGAAUAUGAGAACUGAGAUUUGGGUUUAUUUACUUUUGAAUGUUUCUGUGUUUUAUUUGAUGUCUUUUGUUUCGACUUUGAUGUAUUAUUAUGAUAUAAUCCUUGUAUGUGUGGAAAGGAAAUUUGGUUAAUAAAUUUGGUUAACUCUUAAGAUGA